UUAGAAGAGUUCAAUCUAUACGUAUAAAUUCAAUAUUUUUUUCAAAAAAAAAUUUAUACUUAUCAGUUUAUAAUAAUCAAAAAAAAAUGGAAAAGUUUAAGUUAGCAUCAAGAUAUGAAUCUGGUCAACACAACAUUUGGAUUGAAUACAAUAAUUUGGCUAUGAUUACUAAGCCUUUGAAUUUAGGUCAAGGAUUUCCAGAUUAUGAACCACCAUCAAAGUUUUCUAAAUUUUUGGCUGAAGUGGCCUUGGAAAAGAAUUUAUAUUUUCAUCAAUACACCCGUGGAUUGGGUCAUGUACGCUUGGUGAAUGCAUUGUCCAAACUUUAUUCAAAUUUAAUUGACCGAAAAAUUGAUCCACUAAAUGAAAUAUUAAUAACAGUUGGAGCAUAUGAAGCACUUUUUUGUAGUAUACAGAGUAAUAUAGAGGUGGGAGAUGAAGCAAUUAUUAUUGAACCAUUUUUUGAUUGCUAUGAACCAUUAGUACGUAUCGCUGGAGGAAUUCCCAGAUUCAUAGCUUUAAAAAACACCAAGCCUAACAGUUCAGUAUCACAUGCGAGUGAUUGGAAGCUCGACCCUGAAGAAUUAGCGUCAUUAUUCAACUCUAAAACUAAACUUAUAAUUGUUAACACACCACAUAAUCCAUUAGGCAAAGUAUUUGAUUAUGAAGAGUUAACAAUGAUUGCAGAUUUGGCUAAGAAACAUAAUGUACUCGUUAUUUCUGAUGAGGUAUAUGAAUGGUUGGUAUAUGAACCAGCUAAGCACAUAAGAAUGGCUACACUUCCUGAUAUGUGGGAAAGAACAAUUACAAUUGGAUCUGCUGGCAAAUCAUUUAGUAUGACUGGUUGGAAACUUGGAUGGGCAUAUGGUCCAUCUAAUCUUAUAAAAAAUUUAGUUGCUGUUCAUCAGACUGCAAUUUAUACAUGUGCAACGCCAGUUCAGGAGGCGAUUGCAAGAGGAUUUGAACAUGAAAUUAGUGUCUUUAAUACACCAGAAAGUUAUUUUCAAAAUUUAUGUAAAGAGUUAAGACCAAAAAUGCAUUUUAUGUCCACUGUAUUAAAAGAAUCUGGAUUUAAACCUGUUAUACCUGAAGGCGGUUACUUUUUAGUUUCCAAUUGGACAUCACUUGAACAUAAACUUGAUUUAAGUUCAGAAACUGAUAAGUACAAGGAUUUAAAAUUUACAAAAUGGCUUUCCAAAAAUGUUAAAUUUCAAAUAAUGCCAUUAUCAAUCUUUUUUUCUGAAAAAAGUAAACUAUUGGCUGAAGAUUACGUGCGUCUUUGUUUCUUUAAAAAAGAUGAAACUUUAAAGGAAGCAGAAAAAGUUUUAACUACAUGGACAAGAAAAUUAUCCUAAAACCCUGAAACCUUACUAAGCUUUAAAAUUCUUUGUGACGAUGAUUCUUGCGUAAAUAAUAUUUUAUAAAUUUUGUAAAUGUCAUUAUAUGAAUUGUAUUAUACUUUAUAA
Messenger RNA from Melanaphis sacchari, 1466 nucleotides. RefSeq names its product kynurenine--oxoglutarate transaminase 3 (gene Kyat). Bases 87 to 1355 code for a protein of 422 amino acids. Gene Ontology annotation, biological process: biosynthetic process. Gene Ontology annotation, cellular component: mitochondrion; cytoplasm. The transcript has 7 exons. Lineage: Eukaryota; Metazoa; Arthropoda; Insecta; Hemiptera; Aphididae. The record is from RefSeq and is a predicted model, not a curated record. Gene Ontology annotation, molecular function: pyridoxal phosphate binding; L-kynurenine:2-oxoglutarate transaminase activity.